Messenger RNA from Westerdykella ornata, 1207 nucleotides. RefSeq names its product CRAL/TRIO domain protein. Lineage: Eukaryota; Fungi; Ascomycota; Dothideomycetes; Pleosporales; Sporormiaceae. The transcript is spliced from 4 exons. The coding region runs from base 1 to 1044 and encodes 347 amino acids. The record is from RefSeq and is a predicted model, not a curated record.
AUGUCCGUUGCGCCAACUGAGUGCGAGGCCACAAGAUUUACCGAAUUCGUGCACCUGUGCGAGGCCAGUGGUCUCUUACAGCGGCCAAAUGAGCUUGCCACAGAAGAUGUAUGCGACGGAUUGAAUGAUGAAGUCACACUGAGACGGUUCUUCACCGCGCGCAGAGGAGACGCGCAAGCGGCGUUUGAACAGUUCAAAGAAGCCGUCGAAAUACGUAACUCAGCAAGCCACAUCUCAGUAUACAACAACAUCGACGUGUCAGACUAUGAAGCAACACGGAAACUUUACCCUCACUGGAGCGGCUGCCGAGACAAACGCGGCCAGCCUAUCUGCAUGUUCGACGUCGCUUGUCUCAAUCGCGAGACGAUGGCAGAUUACAAGAAGACGCGCGAUAUGCCACUUUCGACAGGGGCCCCGUUGAAGACGCCAGCAAAACCAAAUUCAGUGCAACGAGCCAUAGCAUUUCACGAGACGCUAACACGCUUCGUCUUACCGCUAUGUACCUCGAUGCGUGACCGACCCGAUCCACAUAUCCCCGUGUCAAGCGCAGUGUACCUCGUGGAUGUUUCCUCGUUCGGGCUCAAGCAGGCGUUAGAGCUGAGAAACUACGCUCAGGACAUUAGCAAGCUGUUAGCAACCAGCUUUCCCGAAGUUGUUGACACAGUUUAUGUCCUCAACGCCCCCUCCUACUUCGGCACAAUUUGGAACUUACUGAAAAAAUGGGUGGAUCUGCGAACAGCAGAGAAACUUGUUAUAUCAACCAAGAACGAGGUUCUACCACGCCUGACUGCCUCCAUCGACCUCGCAAAUAUCCCGAAAGGGCACGGUGGAGAGUUCCCAUUUCAACAUGGUACGGUGCCGAAGUUGGAUUCAGGUAUUUGUGAACAGCUGGAGUGGCCAUCGCAACCACCAGGUAUGCUGCCGCCCGGCCCUAUCAAGUGGGUAGUCGAUGGGGAAGGGAGAAGAAUUGCUGUGGCUGUUGGGUCGUUGAGUGGGGAGCCGCGGUAUCAGCCGUUAGCCGUGCUUCCGCAUAAGUCGUCCUAAUAUCCAACGUGAAUGACCGUUAGAGUAGAGCGGGAGAAGAUUGAAGAAAAUGUGACGGCAUCUGCCCACUGAUGAAUGGAUGUACAUCACUUCUCAUACAAGUGGUUAUGCCAGGAGGAAAACACCAUAUUUCCGGGGCCACUGUCUCUGCCUGGAAUAUGAG